Molecule: messenger RNA, 1323 nt
Organism: Loa loa (African eye worm)
Lineage: Eukaryota; Metazoa; Nematoda; Chromadorea; Rhabditida; Onchocercidae
Exons: 9
Coding region: 17-1219 (400 amino acids)
Cellular component (GO): plasma membrane
Molecular function (GO): GTP binding; GTPase activity; calcium channel regulator activity
Source: RefSeq, a predicted model, not a curated record
UUUCAGUAAGUCGAUUAUGAGCAUGAAUCAGCCGUUACGUUCACAAUCAUUCAGACAACGAUCUCGAGCAUCAAUUCACAUGAAACGUUAUCCAUUUGAUGAUGGAGCUCAACAGGUUCAACGAAGAAGUUCACAUCCUACUAUUUAUCGAAAUUCCACUUUACAUUCAAGGCAUCGACCAUCGGAUAUAGCACGAACAGAUGUUUGGCCAAAACCGAAAGAAAGAGCAAUCGAGGAGCGCUUUCUUAAUUUGGUAGAUUCUGAUGAUUACACCCGAGUGCGGGAAUUUAAUAUUGAUGAAAAGGGUACUGUUGUUAGCCGAGGUGAUUCGUUUCGUCUCAAAAGUCCCACUUGUCAUAAACGAGAAUCACGAAAACCAGGUCGAUUUGUUUUAUCAAAUGAAUCAGACGGCUCACAUUCAACAUCAAACGAUAGCAUUAUGCCUUCUAAUUUUAAUGAAAAGGAUGAAAAUAAUCAGCCAUCAACUAGUACCGCUUUUUAUGAAAUAUAUGUACUUGGCUCAACAGGUGUAGGAAAAACUGCUCUCAUUGGACAAUUUAUGACCUCGGAUCAUCGAAAUACCUAUGCUACUGAUAUAGAGCAAGUUGACAAUACAGUAUCAAUUAUAAUUGGUGAUAAGGAAAGCGAAUUGACAUUCCAUGAAGUUGAUCCACAUAAUGAUUGUUCUUGGCAAAAUGAUAAAGCAGAUAUUUAUUUGCUCGUAUACAGUAUCGAUUCAAAAAGUUCCUUCAAAGAAGUUAUGAAUGUUGUUGAAUGUUUACGUGGAUCAACAUCCGCACGGCAUACACCUAUUGUUAUGGCUGCUAAUAAAGUUGAUUUGGAACGAAAACGUGCUGUUAGUAAGACAGAUGCAAAAAAUGCUGCAAUGACUUAUGGUUUUGUACAUUAUGAAGUAUCCGUAGCGUUAAAUUUAGACGUCGAUGAUCUUUUGGUUGGACUUAUUGCUGAAAUCAAACAUUCAUUGAAAUCAGAUCUGCUCGAUUUUCGUGAUAAUAUCAAAUCUUCCAAAGAAAGCACUGACACGGAGAUGAUGGAAGAAUCGAAUGAAUUCAAAGCUGCUAUCCGAAGAUAUUCAAAAAGACGACAGCAGAUGGGUGGUACAAAUGAGAAAAAGGCGAAUAAAUGUACGCAUUUCAAAAGUAAUCUUGUGGAACGUUUUCGAAAUUGGAGACGGUUAUUGCCAAAUUUAAAUUAUUAAUUAUAUUUUCAAAUCGGAACCUUCUACCAUUACUCUUUCAGCCUUCUUAUAAUUUUUUGUUAUCAAUUUUGUUUUUAAAUUUAAUCCAAUUAUCAAUAUAAACG